GUCGUAUCGCAUCUCUUAUCUAUGAUGUCGAAGAAGAUCUCGGAAGCAGAUAAUGGUGGUGUUCGUCAGCCGGAGAGCAGCAGCUGGGAUUCAGAUCUGCAAUUUCUUGAUUCCAUUCAACACUUCCUCCUCUCCGGCGGCAGUACAGAUCAUCAGUCCUCACUGGACGAGACUUGGACGCCCGUACAAACCAACUCUUCCUUAUCCAUCGGCGCCAGCAGCAGCAUCAUCAUUGCAGCCGAUCUACUCCUGCCGGGGGCUGCGGCGGUAUCUGAUGAUCUUCGAUAUCCAUUCCCCUCCACGACGGCGGCGGCGGUGGCAGAGUUGGAGGAGAUAGGCAGCCACGUGGCAUCAUCUUCGGGUACUGGUUUGAGCGAUGAGGCCGGGGAGAAGAAGAAGAAGAAGAAGGGAGGUGGUGGAGGUUGGCGGUAUAAGGGAGUGAGGAGGCGGCCGUGGGGGAAGUACGCGGCGGAGAUUCGGGACCCGAAGAGGAACGGAGCGAGGACGUGGCUGGGGACGUACGAGACUCCACAGGAUGCUGCUCUGGCCUACGACCGAGCCGCUUUCCAGAUGAGGGGAGCCAAGGCGAAGCUCAACUUCCCUCACCUGCUCAGCUCCGGUAACCCUUCCCCGCCGCCGCCGGUAUGAGCCCAUUGGCGUUGUUUGUAAUUUGGUAUCGGCCUUGAGCUUUAUCGGAACUUUUUUUCAUUUUGUUUCAUUAUGUAAUUAUAGGCUCCAUCCAAUAAGGCAGUUUGGUUGGU
This is a messenger RNA of Linum trigynum, 761 nucleotides long. The record is from the annotation of a GenBank genome assembly. Lineage: Eukaryota; Viridiplantae; Streptophyta; Magnoliopsida; Malpighiales; Linaceae.